This is a messenger RNA of Aspergillus fumigatus Af293, 495 nucleotides long. RefSeq lists its product as uncharacterized. The transcript is spliced from 2 exons. The coding region runs from base 1 to 495 and encodes 164 amino acids. The record is from RefSeq and is a predicted model, not a curated record. NCBI's taxonomy places the organism in Eukaryota, Fungi, Ascomycota, Eurotiomycetes, Eurotiales, Aspergillaceae.
AUGUCCAUGCACAUCCUAUUUGGUCAGUCAUGUAUACCUUCCCGUAAAACUGACAUCCCCCUCAUACCCCAUCCCUUGCCCCUGGAGCCGCUCAUCUUGCCCGUCCUCGUACUGCUGUUGCUGUUGUUGCUCCUGAUGCUGCUGUUCCUCACUCUCAUUGAUCAUCUGCUGCUGCAACACAAUACUAUACACACUCGCCUUGAGCAGCGUACACACCGUCGCAGUCUUGCGCUCCAGCAGCCUCAAUCCAUCAAGGGUCAACGAGGCCUGCGUACCUUGUUCACAUUCCCCAGGAGCCGGGUAUACUCAUCCAGGACUUCCUGCUCGAGAUCCGAGACGAGGGGGUUUGACGCGCGCAAGAGAGGGUUUUCGGUUGUUAUUGGGGAGGAGGAUGAGCAGUUGCGGCUGGCGGCGGAGGCGGGGUCAUCGUCGAAGGAGAACAUGUCAACUUGCGAGGGUGUGGUGGUUCUGUUCCUAGCGGAUAAAGAGAGCUGA